CAAGAAUAUGGUGAUCCUGAAAUUAUUGCUUUACGCGGUUCUCCGAAACCAUUGUUACCAAUUUCUGGAAAGCCCGCUAUUAAUUGGUGGUACGAUGGUUUGAAAUGUCAAAUUGAGGGUGAUGUUUUCAUUGUGACCAAUGCUCAUAA
Racocetra fulgida is the source of this 149-nucleotide messenger RNA. The record is from the annotation of a GenBank genome assembly. Lineage: Eukaryota; Fungi; Glomeromycota; Glomeromycetes; Diversisporales; Gigasporaceae.